UGGCUGCACAUUUAACAGCAGGAGCAGCUACCGAAGCAGCCUCAGCCUCUCUCUUCUUCCUUCUCCUCCUCGGCCACUGCCACCGCCACCCCGCGGUCGCCGCCUCCGCCUCCUGCCUCCGCCCAGUCCCCUCCUCCUCCACCCGCGAACUUAGUCAGCGGUUCGCGCCGCGGCGCCACGAUUGGCCGGCGGAAGGCGCCGCGUCACAAUGGAGCCGGUCGGAGGCGGCGAGCCGGCCAGCGCUGGGGCUUCCCGCUGAGCCCGCCGCGGCCGGCAGCCGAGAAAGUGAGGAUACCCGGCCGCCACCCGCGCGCCCCGAGCGGCGCGGGGCGGACGCCGCGGGGAGCGCCGGCGCCCCGGGCUGGAGUCGCGCAGGGCUCCAGUUUGUAUUUCCAGCUGCCUACUAGACAUCACCACCUAAAUGGGCCACAGGAAUUUUUCAAAUAGAAACUAAUUGCAGAGUUUCCAGUUGACCAACAUUCAUAGGGUAAUAUUUUUAAUGCAUAGAAUUGGUUGGCCUUAUUUCCAUAACUAAAAGCUACCAUGUUCUCCUAAAGUAGAAUGAAGACAAACACAGAGAUGGUGUGUCUAAGAAAUUUUAAAAGGUGUAGGCCUCCUGAUUGAAGCAUUAUUGACUUAUUGGAAUCAUUUUUUUUUAUUAGCUUUCUGUGCUCCUACAAGGGAAAGUCAUGAUUACACUAACAGAGUUAAAAUGUUUAGCAGACGCCCAGUCAUCUUAUCACAUCCUAAAACCCUGGUGGGACGUCUUCUGGUAUUACAUCACCCUGGUCAUGCUGCUGGUGGCUGUGCUGGCCGGUGCCCUCCAGCUUACGCAGAGCAGGGUUCUGUGCUGUCUUCCAUGUAAGGUGGAAUUCGACAAUCACUGCGCCGUGCCUUGGGACAUCCUGAAAGCCAGCAUGAAUACAUCUUCUGAUCCCGGGACACUGCUUCCGCUCCCCCUCAGAAUCCAGAAUGACCUCCACAGACAGCAGUACUCGUACAUUGACGCCGUCUGUUAUGAGAAACAGCUCCACUGGUUCGCAAAGUUUUUCCCCUACCUGGUGCUCUUGCACACGCUCAUCUUUGCAGCCUGUAGCAACUUUUGGCUUCACUACCCCAGUACCAGUUCCAGGCUCGAGCAUUUUGUGGCCAUCCUUCACAAGUGCUUCGAUUCUCCGUGGACUACCCGCGCCCUGUCCGAAACAGUGGCCGAGCAGUCGGUGAAGCCCCUGACACACUCCAAGUCCAAGGUUCUGAUUUCCUCCUCAGGGUGUUCAGCUGAUGUUGAUGCCAGUAAGCAGGCAUUGCCCUACCCGCAGACUGGCUUGGAGUCAGCUGGCAUAGAGAGCCCAACUUCCAGUGUCCUGGACAAGAAGGAGGGCGAACAGGCCAAAGCCAUCUUUGAAAAAGUGAAAAGAUUCCGCAUGCACGUGGAGCAGAAGGACAUCAUUUACAGAGUGUACCUGAAGCAGAUAAUAGUCAAAGUCAUUUUGUUUGUUCUCAUCAUAACUUAUGUUCCAUAUUUUUUAACCUACAUCACUCUUGAAAUUGACUGUUCAGUUGAUGUGCAGGCUUUUACAGGAUAUAAGCGUUACCAGUGUGUCUACUCCUUGGCAGAAAUAUUUAAGGUCCUGGCUUCAUUCUAUGUCAUUUUGGUUAUACUUUAUGGUCUCACCUCCUCCUACAGCCUGUGGUGGAUGGUCAGGAGUUCCCUGAAGCAAUAUUCCUUUGAGGCGUUGAGAGAGAAAAGCAACUACAGCGACAUACCUGACGUCAAGAAUGACUUUGCCUUCAUCCUCCAUCUGGCCGAUCAGUACGAUCCUCUUUAUUCCAAACGCUUCUCCAUAUUCCUGUCGGAAGUCAGUGAGAACAAGCUGAAACAGAUCAACCUCAAUAACGAAUGGACAGUCGAGAAACUGAAAAGCAAACUCGUAAAAAACUCCCAGGACAAGAUAGAACUGCAUCUUUUUAUGCUCAACGGUCUUCCAGACAAUGUGUUUGAGCUAACGGAGAUCGAAGUGCUGAGCCUGGAGCUGAUCCCUGAGGUCAAGCUGCCCUCCACAGUCUCGCAGCUGGUCAACCUCAAGGAGCUUCACGUGUACCACUCAUCUCUGGUGGUCGACCAUCCUGCGCUGGCCUUCCUAGAGGAGAAUUUAAAAAUCCUCCGCCUGAAAUUUACUGAAAUGGGGAAAAUUCCACGCUGGGUAUUUCACCUGAAGAAUCUCAAGGAACUUUACCUGUCCAGUUGUGUUCUGCCCGAGCAGUUGAGUACCAUGCAGCCAGAGGGUUUCCAGGACUUAAAGAACCUGAGGACCCUCUACUUGAAGAGCAGCCUGUCCCGGAUCCCACAGGUUGUUACUGACCUCCUGCCUUCCCUGCAGAAGUUGUCCCUCAAUAAUGAGGGGAGCAAGCUGGUUGUGUUGAACAACCUGAAAAAGAUGAUCAAUCUGAAAAGCCUAGAGCUGAUCAGCUGUGACCUGGAACGCAUUCCACACUCCAUUUUCAGCCUGAACAAUUUGCAUGAGUUAGACCUCAAGGAAAAUAACCUUAAAACGGUGGAAGAGAUCAUCAGCUUUCAGCAUCUCCAGAAUCUUUCCUGCUUAAAGUUGUGGCACAAUAACAUUGCUUAUAUUCCUGCCCAAAUUGGGGCGUUAUCUAAUCUAGAGCAGCUCUCUUUGGACCAUAAUAAUAUUGAGAAUCUGCCCCUGCAGCUCUUUCUAUGCACCAAACUACAGUACUUGGAUCUAAGCUAUAACCACCUGACCUUCAUUCCAGAAGAAAUCCAGUAUCUGAGUAAUUUGCAGUACUUUGCUGUGACGAACAACAAUAUUGAGAUGCUACCAGAUGGGCUGUUUCAGUGCAAAAAGCUGCAGUGUUUACUUUUGGGCAAAAAUAGCCUGAUGAGUUUGUCCCCUCAUGUGGGUGAGCUGUCGAACCUUACUCAUCUGGAGCUCAUUGGUAAUUACCUGGAAACACUUCCUCCUGAACUGGAAGGAUGUCAGUCCCUAAAACGGAGCUGUCUGAUUGUAGAGGAGAAUUUGCUCAAUACUCUUCCUCUCCCUGUAACAGAACGUUUGCAGACUUGCUUAGAUAAAUGUUAACCUAAAGAGAAAGUAAUUUUAAAAAUAUGCCCCAGGGCUUUAAAUGAGAACUAAAAUUCCCUAAAUUAUAAAGAUUUAAAAAAUGGAUAAUAAUUAUGACUAACUCUAACCAAAUGUCUUAUUAAAGCAACUCAGUGUGUAGCCCUAAAUUAAACAGGUAAAAAGUGUUAACACUGAACUGAAAUUUUGUGAAUAAUUGAUCUUUUACUUCUUGAGAUGUAAGAAGUACACUUUGAGGGUGGAAUGGGGGAUGUGAAAUUAUUGAAUCUCUACCUUGCAGCUUUUUUACCUUGAGGAUCAGAUACUCUUUCUUCUCCUUCCUCAACCCCCAUUACUGAUUUGCACACUAUUUCAACUGACUUCCUGUUUGGAGACUUAUCACCUAGACCAGAAACUCAUCAAUAUAAAUUUCUUUGAUGUAUACUGAGCACUGUCUUUGAUUUAUGUUCUUAAGUAUUUUAAGGCCGUGUGCUUGGCAGAAUUCCUUCUUGGCUUCAUCCUUCCUGUCCCAGUUUGCUUGAGACUUCCUUCAUCUGGUUUUUCUCUUAACAAUGAUGAACCCUGAAAAAGUGCCUGCUUUUGACCUUUGCAUAAAACAGGAGCAGGGUACGUAGGACUUGUCAUCCUUGGGGCAUCCUGAAAAUUCAUGUAUUCUCCAAAAUGUCUUCUUGUGUAUCAUCAAAGCCUUUUUUAUUUGCUAAUUUUUUAUGGUAAAUGUAAAACAUAUAAAUAUUUUUAUUGUAUAAUCUUGAAUUCAAAAUCUGUGGGAAUAAUUUUUGUAAGGUACAGGAAACACAUGCAUCUCUUUAAGAAUUUACUAUUAAUAUACUUGGUUUUGGCUGCUUAUGAUUCUCAUAUUUGUUUUUCAAUAUGUUUUCUCCAGUAUGCAUUCUCCAGUAUGUUUUUGUACUCUGCAACUAAUUACUUUUGGAUAACAAAAGCCUUGUGUUUCAUGCCCUAAAAUAUUUGGGGGUUUUCUUAUAAGAGGAUGGCCACAUCAUCUACCUCUCUCUCUUCCCUUGUUGCUGUGCUUAUUGUACGGGUACAAUUCUUAAUGACUUCAGAAACUGUGAUGGAGGGGAGAGGUACAGAUUUGGAUCUUUCAAAUUGGUUUUAAAACACCUUGCAGAAAUUAAGUGUUAAAGCAAAAUACUUUCCUUCUCCAUCUGCAUGAUCUCUAGAUACGACUAAUGUAAAACACUCAGCCUCUAUUCAGUGUUUAAGAUGACUGCUCAAAGCUCACAGAAAAAUAGAUCCAUUUCGCUGCAAUUCAUCUCAUGACUUUGUCUAACUUUUCUGGUAUACAUUUGGCUUUUUUUUUUUUUUUUUUUUUUAUGAAGAGCUUUGGGUUUGGCCUUUUAUUAUCAUGGAUAUUGUCAAAUAAAAUCAGCUGACUCAUUUUUGGGAAAUGUACAUUUUUCUAAUGUGUUUUUCUCUAAUGGGUCUAGGCAUUAUGAUGCCUUCUCAUUUUGGAUGUAACUAUGAAGUAAUGUAUUAACCGCACCGAGACAAAACUGGAAAACAUGGUGGGUAAAGAGUACUGUAAAUGUGGAAUUGUGAUGUGUGGUAUUUUUUCUUGCUUUGCCCAUUCCAAAAAGAUGAAAGUGAGUCUUUAAAUUGUAACAAAAUAUAGCUUCCCUCACCUGCCACACACCCUUGGUCUGGAGCUCAGACAAAAGAACUGUUUGCGUCAAAUGAAAUUUGACUAAUGGCACCUAUAAAAAACACACAACACCAAAAGCUGCCUGAACCUUAUUGUUUAUUGUGAAUGAAAAGAAAUGGUGUGAAAAUGUAAUUCUUACCAAAACCUAAACCUUAUUGUUUAUUCUGAAUGAGAGGGAAUGGUGUAAAAAUGUAAAUCGUACCAAAACUUGCCUUUAGCCAGAACAUUCAAGUUCUCAGGGACCCAGGCAUAACUGAUGAAACUUUCUUCUAGGACUUCAGAAAACAGACUCUGACUAUUCUAGAGUUUUUUCGUUAUUUUCAUUUUUUUUUUAAAUGUGAGUUGAUGGUCAUUUUAAUGUUUCCUAAUAGAAUUGUCAUGCAUGUUGACUCCAACGUUGGAUAGGAUUAUCUUCAGUUUUGGAUGUGAACGUGAUACAUGGAGAGGUAUUUAAAUUUUGGGGUCAUAAAAUUAGCCAUAAUGUGUAUGAAAAAUUCCACACUCUUCUAUGAAGAAGAGUUUCCAAAACAAAUUUUAGAUUGCUCCCAUUCCCCUGAUAAACUAGAAUUCUUCAUGGCUGAUUUUGUUCACCUGCCAAACUCAUUGGCUAAGUCUUCCUUAUCACCUCUCUAAAUUCUGGAAACGCGUUACAGUCAGGAUCAAUAAUGAAUAUUGUGAGUGGCUUUCCAGACACAAGGGCAUAGGUACUGGUGCAAACUCUGUUCUUGAUGCCAUAGUUCUUAGAUUUCUUUUUUAUUUCAGUCUUACACACCUGUGUUUAGGUAGCUUUUGAAAUGACAUAGCACUGAUGCAACGAACUCUGAGACCACCACUUACAUAGGAAAACUUGGUGUUUGAUGCCACCUUUACUGCAUAUUUGAAGCACGUCUUCAUUUUGCAAGUGUUCUUAUUCAUUUAAGAGGAUUUUAAAUGAAGAAAAUGAAGUUUGUUCACUUACAGUUAGGAGACUUUAGUUGGCAUUUGAUUUCCAAGAAUGUGUAGUACAUUUUCCAAAAAGAAAUGUGGAUGUUAUUCAGAACCACGUUGAUGGCUUAUGCUAGCAGUGGCAUUGGUUCAUUUUAUUUACAUGCGUGUGCACAUACAGAGAGAUGCACACACACAUACACACAUACACACACACACAACUUUGCACACACAAAGAGACACACACACCCCUGUGUAUGCAAAUGUAACUUAUUAGUUUAGGAUAUGUUUAGCAUUUUUUUCCACAGUUGCAAGAGGUUGUAGGUUAGUGCUAUGAUAUUCAUUCUUUUUUAUUCAUUACUUGUAAUCAUGGAGUUUUCUAUUCUCUUAGUUGUAAUAUUUAAAAGACAACUGAAUGCUUAACUUUAGUCUGAGAACUUAAGCAGUUUUGAGCCUUUCUGGUAAGGUGUAGUAUUCUUUCCCUAAUCGACAUCAGGGUACAUCUAUGUGGCACAUAGACACUGUUUUCAUUCUUCAUCCUCAGUCUUAAUUUUUCCCCCCAGAUGUCACCAUAUGUCACUGUCACUUAACAAAUGUUUGUGUUAAACAGGGUAAGUCAAGAUCCUAAGAUCCCAGCACUGUGGCAUAGCUCCAAUUGGUGUGCUGUGGUGAGCAGUUAUUUGCAUAAUAUUAUUGUUUGAUAGUGAAAAUAUUUAUUGCUGUUCGUCAUGUGUUCCAUUAUUCAAAUUUUGUAUGUUUAAUUAAAAUGCUGCAUAAUAUUGAUGGGUUCUGAAACCAUUAAAAUAAUCAAACAACUAUUUUGUGGAUUUAUAGCUUUAUUUCCUUGUAUUUUCAAUAAAAUGCUCUUUCCAUCUGUACAUUCUCUUACCAUCACCCUAUCCACAUAAGCUGUUUUCUUUUCCCUCUCCACUCACCCACCGCUUAAAUUUGAUGAGCACUUGUACAGCAACAAUAUCUUUGGGCUACAGAACUUGCAGUGAUACCUGAGUAUAUAUUUAUUUGGGGGGAAGCCAGAGCCUGUAAUUGUUUAAUUGAGCAGUUCUACUGCACCCACCCCCGCAGUAUUUACAACUGAUCCGACGCUCUUUCAUCCCUCCAAAAGCAUAAGAAUAUAACUAACCUCACUUUAUUUUUAGGAACUGUAUAUUGCAUCAAAAUCUGUGUUUAUUUUUUUUUUCAGGAAACGAGGAAGACUAGAGGGAGAGGGGAGGGCUUAUUUUUUAUCCUCGUUUGAAUUAUGAAGACAUUAUAUACAUGAAAUGGUAUAAACUAAUAACUUACAAAAUGCCCUAAUUAUAAUUAUUUCUCAUCUUCAGCCAGGUAUGAAAGCUGAAGCAGGGAAAAAACUGUAGUCCUAUUUAAUUGCUUUCUUCCAGUUUCUGGUCCAUCCCUUCUACGUCCACUGGGAACUACCUACUAAGUACUGUUGAUAAUAGACUAUAUUCUCUUCAACUUCUUUUUUUUACGUGACGAUUUCAUCCACACUAAAGCAUUAACAUAGAAAAUAUGAGCCAAAGUACUGAAUAGAAAUGGCUUCCAGUUGAAUUUAAUUCAUAUUUAAGUCUUGCUUUUUACUUGUAUAAUAAUACACUACUGCUGAGAAAAAAUAAUUAUGAAUGCCUCCUGCAUGUUAUAUAUUCUCUCUAACAGAGAUGGUGCAAUUUGAAAAAUACAAAGGGGCAUAGAAUUAGAAUGAAUGUGUUUGUGCAUAUAUGUGUUGUGUAUAGCCUAAAUAUGUUUAAAUAUUUUUAAAACUCUUCAAAUGUUUCACUUUCAGUGAAAUAAGGGCCAAUCUUCAGUAGAGACAUUUUCUUUUGUUAGUUUCACAGCGAAGGCUAGCAUUGGUCAUUUGUCUUUGUCAUAUAUUUUGAAACAUAUAUAACCGGUUUUUGCUUCGCUUCUGGUAAGAAACUAUUAGAAAAUGUAAGAUUUUGUCAUGAGUUGAAUGUUUUUGGCCCUCAGGUUUACCAUGUAAAUCUGCAUUUUGGUGGUAAAUCCCUUUGCCUGAGAUUCAUUAGUUUUUGCUAAACUGUACUGUUUUUAAAGUACGUUUUGUGUA
Messenger RNA from Rhinolophus ferrumequinum (greater horseshoe bat), 7768 nucleotides. It is a transcript of the gene LRRC8B, whose product is annotated as leucine rich repeat containing 8 VRAC subunit B. Lineage: Eukaryota; Metazoa; Chordata; Mammalia; Chiroptera; Rhinolophidae. Gene Ontology annotation, molecular function: protein binding. The transcript is spliced from 7 exons. The coding region runs from base 690 to 3101 and encodes 803 amino acids. The record is from RefSeq and is a predicted model, not a curated record.